Messenger RNA from Geodia barretti, 4965 nucleotides. Lineage: Eukaryota; Metazoa; Porifera; Demospongiae; Tetractinellida; Geodiidae. The record is from the annotation of a GenBank genome assembly.
CUCCCUCCUCCUUCCUCCCCCUCACCUGAUGAAACACCACUCAAGAGACAACAACCUGUCAAGAAAGGCAAACACAGUGUCAUCAGGUCCUGGAGUGCAGAUGCAUCAGACCAUCCAGCCAGGCUGACCAGCAGUGACACAGGUCUACACACAUCGCCUAGCAUCAAAGAGCCUGGCCUGAGAGAACAAGAUGAUAGUCUUGGUCGCUCUCUCUCUCCCUUCUCUUCCAGCCAUGCCUCCACGUCUCAGAGUCCCCCGACAUCUCCCUCUCCCUCCUCCUCACCUGCUCUCACUCCCAGAUCAUCCAAGGUUAUCAGCACAGUGAUAGAGGGAAGCGUGAAGAAAUACUUGUUUGGACCUCCAUCGCCAGGACAACAGUUGCCGAUGGAAACUCGAGCAAACAAACCUCCAAGUGGCAAGGCUCAAACAGACGUCUACGGUCUACUGCUGCCAAGCAAGAGUGAUUCGAACUCUCCUGCCCUCAAGAAUAGAAAGCCACGCCCACAAAAAUCACGUGAUGCUCACGUGACUGCAGAUGACAUCACAACAAUACCUAACAGUAGUACAACAGGUGUUAAUGAGGCCACAGCAUUAGCGUCAGUUCAGUUACGAAGACAUGAGUCACCGUCUGAUGAAAGGAGAGGGAGGAGAGAGGGAGGGAGAAGGAACAGGCAGAGUGUGGUGGUUGAAACUGACAUGACAGAAAGUGGAGCUGAGAUUCAGGUGUUCUCACGAAGGUCGGAGUCCAAAGGUGGGAGGUCGGGAGUUGUGGUUGUCGAAUCUGGCAGGGUGUCUAAUCUUGUUCGUCAGUUUGAUGAAGUUGACGGUCCCUCUCAGCCUGAGGGUCAGGUACAGAACGAGACACCUCAUAAGAAGAAGAAAAUGGCAAACAAACACUUUGACAUGUUUGAACAGACUGGCCUCGUCAUGGGAUUGAACAGAGGCAGUGCUCUACCAUCAUCCACACCUCAACAGUUGAAUAGGGAGCAGGAGUGGGAGGAGGAGGAGCAGAUAGUUAAGCAGCAUCAGCCAGACACACUUCAUCAUCUGACAAAGACCAGGCCAAAAGGACCUGCCAAUAGGAGACUACCAGGGAGCAGAUUAUCACCUCUCUCUCCACCUCACCUCUCCUCCUCUGGCAGCCACGUGAGUGAGUGGAGAGGGGAGGGAGGAGAGAGGGAAGAAGAAGAAGAAGAAAAAGGUCAAAAGAAAGAAGACGUGGAUGGACUGGCAGUUCCAGUGAUACGAAGACACAGAAGGAGUCCUAGACGAGAGAGAAAAAGAAAGUCUCCCAAGUCACUCCACAGACGAAAUCAUCACCAAUCAGCUGAGGUUGCCCCUGAAGAUUCAGCCACUAAUAAUGUUGCAGAAGGUUGGACAGAGGAGACAGAGGGAGAGAUAUUCAGACCAUCACGACCUGAACUGCUUGCUCAUGUCCACCACGACCCAGUAGCUGUCCCAAUAUGGGAGCCACGAGAGAAGAAAGGCUCUUACAGAGAUGGGGAAACACCAAGAGAAGCUGUAUUUCGUGGAAAAGUCCAGCUCAGUGAGAUGACAGCUGGUGAAGAUAGAGAGACAAGUAGGAAGAAAGAUAGACAUAGUGAGUCAUCUAAGAAACUUUCAAGGGAAGAUGAGAGAGAAGCUAAGAAGCUUAAAGAAGCUGAAGAUAGAGAAACUAAGGAGCUAGAUACAAGAACGGAAGCCAAGUCACAUGCAGAUACAAAGAAGGCUACAAAACUGGCAGUGGCAGAAAGGAGAGAAGCUAGGAAGAUAGGGAAGAAAGAAACAAGUGGCGAAGAAAGAGGGAUAACAGAGAAAGGAGGGAAAGAAAGGGAGGCUCUUGAGAAAGGAGGAAGUGAGGGAGAGGGAGGAGGGAGGGAGAGUGUGGCAGGCCACACACCAGGUCUGGAGGUGACUCUAAAGAAACUGAUGACCGGUUUGUCUAGAAAGAGAGCCAGUUCUGGCAGACCUGAGGACCUCCAGGAGAUGAGCCAGGCUCAGCUGAUGGAUGAGAAGAACUCGGUCCAGAGAACACUGCUGCACUUUGAGAAGAUCCACGGAAGACCUGGGACAGUGGCAGACAAAGAGCUGAUGAGGCCACUCUAUGAGAGGUACAGGGAGGUUAAGAAACUGCUGUCAGCUCACCGCUCCAGCGGGACAUCAUCAUCAGCAGCAGCAGCAGGGCUACUCAGACAACAUCAGGAGAGCACCAGUGACUUGCCAAGUGCUGAGAAUACAGUGACAGCAGGGGAGAGCACUCUGCCAUCCAUAACACUGCUGUCAUCAGGACUUGCACAAUCCCUCCCUCUUGACUCUCAUCCGAGGUCUACCAGCACAUCUGAUGUGGCACACUCUACCUCUCUUUCCUCUGCUCCCUCUUCCUCUCUCUCCAUCCCUCCCUCCUCCUCCUCCCUCUCAACCUCCAGUAGCCCCUCCAAUGAUAGAGUCACUGUCAGGAAGAGAGUGGCAGGGAGAAAAGGGGAUGUUUGUGAAGAGAGGGAUGGAGAAGAGAAAUGGGAUACACACAGCAGAUUAUUGAGUGAGCUCUUUGCACAACAAGAAUCAGCUCUUGCUGAGAAAAAGAGGCUCAGAAAGAUUCUGAGAGAUUUCGAGAGUGAUUUCCUGUCGGAACACGGCAGAGCAGCAACAAGGGAUGACCGACAGCCCAGACAAAGGGAGUACCAGGAGUACAAGGCAAUCAAAGAGAAGCUCCUAAAAAUUUCAAAUGAGAUAAACAGAGCCACACCACUGCAGAAAACUCUGUGAAAUUAAAAUACACACUGACCAAAUUGUCUAUUUAUUGUGCAUAAAGGUUCCAACCGAAUAUACGCAUGCGCAUACGUGACGUCAUCGUUCUAAUUAAGCGUUAUACAUGACUGCGUAUCCCGUGACGUCAUACGAAAUUUCCAAAAAAGGAGAGGGAAUGGGCUGGGGCGUGUGUUUGCGGCGUCUUUCAGUGUGUAACUAGCUAUACUACUCUGGUACUGUGCCGCGGAGGUAGAGACUCGUAGACAGAGGACCGACAAAGCGGCAGCGAAAGUCGUGAAAACGCAGGAUAGAGACGGGCGGAUAUGGCGUCCAAGAUCAAGCGAGAGUUUAAGAAUGUGGUCUACAACUACAGUGAUGCAGAGGCCAAAGUCCGAGAAGCUACAUCUAAUGAUCCUUGGGGUCCAAGUUCUGCAGUCAUGACCGAACUAGCUGACUACACCUUCCACGUCCAGGCGUACAGUCUGGUAAUGGGGAUGCUUUGGAAGAGACUCAACGACCACGGAAAGAACUGGAGACAUGUUUACAAGUCCCUGACAGUCCUGGAGUACAUCAUCAAGGGAGGUUCAGAGAGAGUGUCGCAGCAGUGUAAGGACAACAUUUUCUCCAUUCAGACCCUCAAAGACUUCCAGUACGUCGACAAGGACGGGAAGGACCAGGGAGCCAAUGUGAGAGAGAAGGCCAAACAGUUGGUGGCUCUGUUGAAAGACGACCGGAAACUGAAGGAAGAGAGAGCAAAGGCCCACACUGCGAGAGAGAGGCAACAGGCUCUUGGCAGUGACAGUCCAGUUCUGAGGACCUCUCCCAGUCCUGGCAGGAAGAGGGUUACAUUUGGAUCUCCAGAUGCAGCUAGUAGUCCUCCUCCUGUUCAGAAUGGGAAGCGGGUUCAGCCGGUUGAACAGGCUCGACCUAGCAACCUGAGUGAGGAAGAGAUGCAACUGACACUGGCUCUACAGCUCUCCAAGCAACAGGCUGACGAAGAAGCCACGCUCAGGAGACAGGAGGAGGAGAGUCUGACAGCUGCAUUGGCUCUCUCCGUGGCAGGGACUGGGGAGGAGGGAGAGGAGAAAGAGGACUCUCCUCCAUCUUCCACUGACCUGCUCCUCGACCUCGACACAAGUGUCAAGGAUCCAUGGGGAGCCUCUCCAUCAUCUGAGCCCCUCCCUUCCUACGACAGUGUCGUGAUGCCAGCCACCACUGCCGACCCCUGGUUGUUGGGCGGGGCCCCAAUGGUCGCCAUGGGAACGGACCUUGACCCCUGGGGUGGUGGGGGGAGCACAACAUCAUCGUCUGCUGCUACCACCAGUCUUCCUCCACCUGUGCCUAUCGUGGAUCCCUGGUCAGUGACUUCUCCUUCUUCCAUCUCCUUCAACCCACCUCCUCCUCAACAUAAUCCUUUUGACCUCUCUGACCUCGGUCUCCCUCUACCAACUACCUCCUCCGGAGCUCAUCAGCUGCUGCCUAAGAUCGAGGCACAGUUCCUCGGAACCAACGCUAACCUCGUGGACCUUGACCUUUUGACCGUGGCUCCGCCCAAACCGCAGCCAGUGCCCUCGGGACCUUCCCCGUCAAACCCGUUUGGCCUGUCGUCCUCUCCGUCUGGCCCCAGUUCCAGUCUGACUGGUCUCAAGCCUGUUGGAAACCCGUUUGAAGCCAAGGCAACCACACCCUCUCUGAACCAACUGGCCAGCACCAAUACCAACUCCAUCGGUUUCGAAGCUCUGGACCCUCUACAGGCACCUCUGGUUCCCGUGGGAACCACACCCUUGGUUGCCACGGGCAACCCCCUAUACCCACCUCUGACGGCACAGUCUACUGCUGCAAAUCAGACUUUUAACCCUUUCAGUUGAUGUGCCCCUACCGUUUUUCACGUUGAUUGGUGUGCUGCUAUAUUAUAAGUAUUAAUCGCCUAAUGUGUAAAAUGACUGUUUCUGUGGCGGUGUGUAUAAUUAGAGAUUUUAUGACAUGAUUUUGCUGUGUUUGUGUAUUUAUGUAAUUACCCCUGUACACUGUAUAAAUGAUGUCUAUUGCUUUAUACUAGGGAAAUGUGUGUGUGCCAUUAUGUUUUUUUGUUGUUAAACAACGGCUACAUAGCAGCUGCAUUUGUAAUCUUGUGACCAGACUCUAUUCUCAUGCGAUACUAUAAUUUUCUCGUGUGCGUGCGUUAUUAACCAGGGCGAAAAGCUGCGGAGAGAGGAC